Molecule: messenger RNA, 1020 nt
Organism: Paracoccidioides lutzii Pb01
Exons: 7
Coding region: 1-1020 (339 amino acids)
Biological process (GO): glycine biosynthetic process; L-threonine catabolic process
Cellular component (GO): cytosol
Molecular function (GO): L-allo-threonine aldolase activity
Source: RefSeq, a predicted model, not a curated record
AUGCCGAACCUGAGAAAGGCAAAGCGGAAAGCAGGGAGUGAAUUUCGGUCAGAUGUUUCGACCGUACCCACAGAAAGUAUGAUGCAGGUGAGAAAGGAACCAUUUUCGAAGCCUCAGUUGGCAAUGAUAUAUAUGACGAAACUGGUGAUCUCUCGGUCAACUGCCUCCAAGACAAACUCAUCGGACUCACAGGAAAAGAAGUGGCGCUAUGAGCCUUUUAGGACAAUGGGGAACCAAAUUUGUCUCCGGACGCAUCUGGUACAACCUCCGUAUACAGUACUUUUAGAUCACCGAAAUAAUGUUUACUGCUGGGAAUCGGGAGCUCUACCAGUAUUGUCACAGGCUUCGGUGACUUCAGUUAUCCCGGCGAAUAAGAUACAUUUGACUCUAGAUGAUUUAUUGCGAAUGAUCGGAGCAGCGAAAGACAAGAAUAUGGUUUCUGGAGAAAAUCUCCAUUUCCCCCCAACCAGGGUAGUAUCUCUUGAAAACACCCUGAGCAGCACCAUCCUCCCGCUCAAAGACACCAAAGAUAUCUCAGACUAUGUCAGGUCCUUCCCCGUCCCCGAAGGCCAACAAAAGCCUGUCGCCACGCACCGCGACUUUUUGAUGGAAUUUCCAGAAAAGGAGAAUUGCGCCGGUGGGAAGUGUAAUUCUUGGAUAUCGCGCUUUUAUCGAGAGGGCAAAGUGGGUUUGGAGGAUGCUUGGAGGGGGGACGAGACUAAUAUCCGGCAUGAUGUCCGCCGCGGCGCACUCAGCCCUAACAACAUCCAUCCCUCAAUUCCACCGUAUUCGGCUACAAAUCCCAACUCCCCGUCCAAUGAUGUGCCACCUGCGGCUUUUGUGAGUUAUUGUGCCGCGGAGGAAUUACAGGUGUUUCCAUUCGGGAAGUUGGAGUUUCAAUACCAGACAAGUGAGGAGGCGGUGGAGAGGUUUGUGGGCGUUUUGGAGAGGCUCAUAGUGGAUAGGAGGGCGGAGAAAGUGUUGGAGAGUGGAGAGGUUGUUGUGGGAUAUUGUACGUGA